Messenger RNA from Dipodomys ordii (Ord's kangaroo rat), 654 nucleotides. It is a transcript of the gene Trim40, whose product is annotated as tripartite motif containing 40. The record is from RefSeq and is a predicted model, not a curated record. Bases 1 to 654 code for a protein of 217 amino acids. Lineage: Eukaryota; Metazoa; Chordata; Mammalia; Rodentia; Heteromyidae. The transcript has 5 exons. Gene Ontology annotation, molecular function: zinc ion binding.
AUGGCUGCUUGCCCAGAGGAGGGUAUCUGCCCCAUCUGCCUGGAACCCCUGAAGGAAGCUGUGAGCACCGACUGCAAACACCUCUUCUGUCGAGUGUGCCUGACUCACCAUGUGGAGGCCUCGACGUCCAGGGUCCUCUGCUGCCCCCUCUGCCGGAAGCCCUGUUCUGAGGACGUGCUGGGUGAAGGUUACAUCUGUCCCCAUCACCAGAAAAGGGUAUGCAGGUUCUGUGAGGAGACAGGAAGCCUGCUGUGUGUGGACUGCCUGGAGUUACCUGAACAUCAGUCCCAUCUCAAGCCAACCAUUAAACAUGCCAUCAGCCACUAUAAGAAAAGACUCAACCGCCGGAGCAAGAAGCUUAGAAAAAACCUGGGAGAACUUGAGCGGCUGAAGGUGCAGGAGGAGGAGAAGCUGCAGGCUCUGCAGCAGCAGCUGGGCCAGCUGGAAGACAUGCCAGCAGAGGCAGCCAGAUACCUUUACCUCUCCAAGGCGGUCAUCCAGCUUGCCAAUCUGGUCACAGAUAUAGAGAAGACGUCCAAGGAACUGGAUGCCACUACACUGAAGAAUGUCUGUGACUUACUGAAAAGGAGUGCUCCACAGAAUUUAGAUGGACUGCUCUCUCACCUUUCUCCCACCGGUCCAGCCCCCCAUUAG